AUGACGGAAAUGGAAAGGAAAGCUGUGACGAUCGUCGGCUAUCAGCUGGGGCUGCUGCUGCUGCUGACCGUGACGUUGGCGUCCGCCAUACAAAUCGAUAAUCGUCUCGUACAACCCCAACAUGACUGCUUCGAGCGGAUAGCGCUCGGCGCAAUGCUGCCGUUCGAGAAGACGUUCCGCAACUCGGACACGAACUCGCUGAAGAUCUGCGAAACGCUCUGCCUCAACGACAAGGAAUGUCAAACGUUCGCCUUCGGGAUUUCCGGUAGAGGAAAUGGAACGUGUCAACUGUCGGCGAACACGAUCGACGCCACCAAGUCGCGUCCGGUCGGGACCAUCUUCGAUCCGGACUUUGAUCUGUACACGCGGAAGUACAACUGUUUUUUAGAUGGACCCACAAAUCCUCCGCCCAAACCGGGAGGCCUGGGCAUCUUCCCCGGUGGUGAAUUUCCUCCGGGAGGAGGUCCAGCCGGUUCUCAGCGACCACCACCACCGUCCGGUGGCUCGUUCCCUCCGCCGGGCAUCAUUGAUCGACCGGGACCGCCGGUUUUUGGGCCACCGCCCGGCGUAGGGCCAACUGGUGGCAUUGAUCCACCAACGACGGCCAACGGUGGUUUCGUUGACACUUCCCGACCCAACGGUGAUUACGGUGGGACGGCCCCGACUAGCGACAGUACCGCACCGGGGACAACCUACGGACAAACCAACGGCGAAACGCUACCUGAAACGACGGCUCCGGCGGAAGAGUACUACACCACCAAAGACAACGGCCACUCGACCGGCGGAGGCAAUCCGUAUCUGCCGACGAGCACGGCGGCGGCAACAGGACCCAAUUACGGGCUGGGAGCACCCGGCCAAACCGGCGCGACGAUGCCCGAUCGGGAGAACCCCAGCAAGUAUCCGCUGGAGUUGAGACCACCGUACGGACAGAGUGCUCCCGGACCCGGUGGUCCUUCGAAGCCCGGCACCUAUCCGUAUCAGUUCCCGAUGCUGUACGAAACGAACUACCCGUUGCCGAACAAGCAGACCAACUCGGGGUACCCCGAGAUCUACGCUCAGAACGUACCGACCCUGGACAACAACUACCUGCGCCCGGAGUACGGAGGAACGAGCUUCGGUAGGCCGUUGGGACCGUCCGGAAGUACGCCACCGAUCGAGAAUGGUUACGGUGGGGUGCAACGACCGAGCGCCGGUGGAACCACCGGCUAUGGUACCGGUGGUGGAUCCGUGUUGCUUCAGAAACCAUCGUCCCCAGGUGGUGGUAGUGCUUCCGGUGCCGGAUACGGUCCUGGUCCUGUGCGUCCUUCCGGUCCUACCGGGCCCACGAGCACCGGUUACGGUGUUGUACGUCCGGCUCCUGCGCCUCCCGUUCAACCACCGUCGGGCGGCAGCUAUCAUCAAGCCAACGGCCCUGACCAACAUAAGCCCCCGGCUGACCACAAGCGCCCUUGCUACCGUCGGGUGCUAGCUGGGAAGCGGGUCGCCCCGCAAUGGGUCCGCCGGACGUUGAUUUGUGAGCGCGUCGAGGACUGUCAGCGCGAGUGCGGCGACGAGAGGCGCUUCUCGUGCGAAGGGUUCAACUAUCGCCUCGAUCCAACUGGCCGCGGACAGGGUGACUGCGAGCUGAUCGACCAGCCGCUGUCGCAGAUCGACCUUUACUCCAGUUCACACCAACGCGAUUCGAACCUGAUCCGCGAUGCGGACUACGACUACUACGAGCGGGACCGCAGUGCGACGGCCAACUGCCGGCCAACGUGCAAGGACUGCGUGCUGAAACCGUUCCGGCCGGCGCUGGAGUUCGUUCGGCCGACCACCUACCGACCAUCGCACCAUCCGGAAAGCUACAAACCGUACCCGUCGGAGUACGAGGAGGAUCACUACAAACCGGCGAUCACGGCGAUCGACAAGUACCGGCCACCGAUGUACUCCCGGCCCGAGUUUGAGCGUUACAGCCCUUCGUCGGGCUACUUCCCACCGCCACCACCGGUUGAUUCGUAUCGACCCUCGCUAACCUUCAAGCCACAGUACGGUGCCGAGAUCGAUCGCUACGGAACGCUCGAACACGGCGGUAUCUACAAACCAACGUACGACCGUCACGAAUAUCCGUCGCACCGGCCACUAUUGCCACACCACGAGGAGCUGCGUCCCCUGCAUCGACCGCGCCACCCGUACGAAGACCGCGAUCCGCCAGCGACAGCGCCCGUGUCGACGUCACAACAGUACGGAAACGGUAAGCCGGCCACCUUCAUCCCGUACCUGAUCGGUCAGAGCAUCCACAAGAACGGCGGGGUCUACGGUGGAUCGUACGGGGGCGGCGGCGACUCGUACAAGUCGAUCUCCGACUACUGGGGACUGCGGAACGAGAUCAAGCGCUACGACAGUCCAGCGUUCAACUACUUUGAGCUGCGCAACGAUCGCGAUCACUUCGACGACAACAGCGUGUGGAGCUACGGGGGCACCAAGUACGGGUACGAUCCGGACCCGUCGUACCACCCGUCGGUGGUGCCGUACGAGCGGGACCACCAGCCACCACCGCCGCCGUCGGCCCCCAGCGUCUUCGUGGACCGGGGACACUUCGGGCAGCAGUGGAUCCGCCGGCCGAGCCACGAAGAGUGUUCGGUGAAGUCGAGCGAAGGGUUCCGCCUGCACAAGGGCGUCGUGAAGUACGCUCUCAACACACCGACCGUGAUCGAGUGCGAACGGAUGUGCUACUCGGAGUCGCGGUUCCGGUGUCUCACGUUCAGCUACCGCUACUCGACGGUGUCGCGCGAAAACUGCCUCCUGUGCGAUCGGCCGUUCAAUCUGCUCGACUUCUACGCCGAUCUGGAGCCGGACCGUGACUACGACAUUUACUCGAUGAGCGAUGACGCGAAAACGUGCCACCCGGAACCGAGCCACCCGCGGCGGGACUACAACGCACAGUGCUUCAUUCGGGUGAUCGAUUCGGCGCGGUUCUUCAAGUCGAUCGUCC
Anopheles cruzii is the source of this 2971-nucleotide messenger RNA. RefSeq lists its product as uncharacterized. The record is from RefSeq and is a predicted model, not a curated record. Lineage: Eukaryota; Metazoa; Arthropoda; Insecta; Diptera; Culicidae. The annotation marks the transcript as partial. The transcript is spliced from 7 exons.